AUGACUGUAACGGCUAAGAAUGUACUAUGCUAUGUUCCCAAUAAAAUUGGAUAUGUGCGCGUCAUAACUUUGAUUCUGUCGUGCUUUUUGAUGAAAAACCACCCCAUAUGGACUUCUGCCGUAUAUGGUAUCUCCUGCCUCCUGGAUGCGCUAGAUGGUACCAUGGCCAGAAAGUAUUCUCAAACGAGUCGGUUUGGGUCGGUUUUAGAUAUGGUGACAGAUAGGUCGACGACAAAUGCUUUGAUAUGUUUCCUUUGUUUGAUAUAUCCAAAAUUAACUCCUCUGUUCCAAGUGUUGAUAGCGUUGGAUUUAUCUAGUCACUACAUGCAUAUGUAUGCGUCAUUGAGUUGCGGGGAAGAGUCGCAUAAGACAAUAGAAAAAGACCAAUGGCUUCUACAUCUCUAUUACUCGAGCAGAACUGUUUUAUUCAUUAUUUGCUUUUUCAAUGAGUUGUUCUACUUCGGUGUAUACUUAUCUGGAUUUCCACAAUUACCCCACAUUAAGGUUCCAUUCCACUCGGAACCAGUUCAUUUUGGGUCAUUAAUUGCGGUUUUCUGUUUACCGGGUUACGUUUUCAAGCAAAUUGCUAACAUUGUACAGCUUAAUAGGGCAUCUGUGUUACUAGCCCGUUUAGAUGCUAGGGAUGCUACACAACGUUUGAGGUGUACGGACUCUAAACAGGAAUGA
Molecule: messenger RNA, 687 nt
Organism: Eremothecium sinecaudum
Lineage: Eukaryota; Fungi; Ascomycota; Saccharomycetes; Saccharomycetales; Saccharomycetaceae
Gene: PIS1
Product: CDP-diacylglycerol--inositol 3-phosphatidyltransferase
Exons: 1
Coding region: 1-687 (228 amino acids)
Biological process (GO): phosphatidylinositol biosynthetic process
Cellular component (GO): Golgi apparatus; membrane
Molecular function (GO): CDP-diacylglycerol-inositol 3-phosphatidyltransferase activity
Source: RefSeq, a predicted model, not a curated record